AACAUACCUGUUUGUCAAAUAAUCAGCAAUAAACUCUACUGUAUCCACUACCGUAGUUAUUGCUGACUUAACCUAACCUCAAUUUCUCACAUGUCAAAACAAUAUUGUGCUUGCCUCUUGCUAAAUUUAAUAAUUUUUUUAAGCCCGGUUUAUUUUUUAUCUUAAUUAACCAUGGCAAAAACGAAAAACCGAAAACGUAUUUCCGUGGAGAAAAUCCAGAAGAAGCGCCAAAAUCAAACGGAGAAAAAGCUAAAUCCCUUCGAGGUGCACAUAAACAAGGAAAAAAUGCGAGUUUUAGGCAAAAAAUUGAAGAACGAAAAAGGUUUACCGGGAGUUUCCAGGGCUAAAGCCAUACAGAAACGUAAACACACUCUGCUAAACGAAUACAAGCUUCAACACAAAGUAAACAAGUUCAUGGACAAGCGUAUUGGUGAACGAGGCCAGGUACCCCAAGAAGACAAGAUUAUGGCAAGGUUUGCUGCGGUUCGGGCUAAAGCCCAUAAUAGAAAAAGUAUAUUUAAUUUGGCCGAUGAUGAAGUGCUUACACACAGGGGGCAAACUUUAAGUGAAAUUGAAAAAUUUGAUGAUCCAAGAUCUGAGGAUGAAGACGAUGAUGAUGAUGAUAAAAGGAAAAAUGGGAGACUUGAUGCCAAUUUUGUAGAAGAAGUUCAUUUUGGUGGUGGGGUCUUAACGAGUACUGGACAAGAAGGUGCGAAAACUCACAAGCAACUUAUAGAACAACUUAUUGAGGAAUCAAAGAAAAGAAAGGCGGAGAAACAGAAAAUUAAGGAAGCCACCCUUGAAUUGACAGAAAAACUUGACACUGAAUGGAAGGAUUUAGUGCAGCUUGUAAGCAAAAAGGACAAAAAGGAUGCUAGUGAGGAGCCAAAACCCAAUCUGGAUGAUUAUGAUAAAGUGAUGAGGGAACUUAGGUUUGAGGCAAGAGGUACUGUCUCAGAUAGACUAAAAACUGAAGAUGAAAUCGCAAAAGAAGAAAAAGAGAGACUGGAGAAAUUAGAGCAGGAAAGAUUAGAAAGGAUGAGAGGCUUCACAGAAAACAAUCCCAAAUCUGGACCAAAUCACAGAAGUGCAGAUGAUCUUGAUGAUGAUUUUGUCAUUGAAUCUGAUGUUGAGGAUAAUGUUUUAACAUAUGAUGAAGAAGGCAAGUCCAAUGUUAAAAUCAGGGCUGAAAUCAAUGGGAAAUCUAUUGGUGAUAGUGAGGAGGAAGUAGAGGCUCAUGUAAGUAAUAAUUUAGAAGAAUCUGAUGAUGAGGUAGAAGAGGAGCAGGAAGAAGAGGAGGAAUCAGGCUCAGAAGACUCACUUGCAGAUCUUAAAGAGGGGGAGGAGGAUUCAAAUAGUGAAAGUGAGCCAGAAACCAAGGAACCUAUAACAAAGGAUAAAAUACCUUCAAAAAACCCAGAGAAAAAAGAUAAAGAAAUAUCAGAAAGUGAAAAGAAAGAGUUAGAAAAGGCAGGUAACGAACUCCCAUUCACUUUUCAGUUGCCAGAGAUUUAUGAGAGCCUAAUGGAAACUUUACAGAACAAAUCUCCAGCUCACCAGAAGAUUAUUUUGGAGCGGAUGAUCAAAUGCAACCAUCCAAGCCUUUCCCAAGCAAACAAGGCUGGUUUAGGACUGUUGUUUGCUUAUAUUCUACAAUACAUCAAUGAUCUCUUUAGUGACAUUGAAAAUGCAGAAGUCUGCAGAAAUAAUUUUAAACUUUUGGCCACUUUAAUGCCCCAUAUAUUUGACUUGGCACAGCUAAACAAAGAGAAUGCUCAUAAUUCUAUCCUGGAAGUCAUAAAAGAGAAGCAUCAAGAAUUCAGAAAGAAAAGCAAGAAAUAUCCCGGUCUGGAGGUCUUGGUUUUCUUGAAACUAGUUAGUCUAUUUUUCUCAACUUCAGAUUUUAGGCAUCAAAUUGUCACUCCAUGUUUUAUGUUUAUGGAACAGAUGCUCAGGACAUGUAAAGUGAAGGAACCAAAAGACAUUUCUUAUGGCUUAUUUGUUUGCACUUUGGUGCUUGAAUACACAGCACUCUCCAAAAGGUUUUUACCAUCAACGAUCACUUUUUUGUCAGGAAUCUUGCAUAUGGCCAUCCCCAAAAAAUCUGUUAAAAUAAUUAAAGUUGUACCCCCAUUUAAACCACUUUGCACUGACUUAGUACUAACCGAAACAUACAAUGAUAGCCAACCACCUCAAAAAUUCAAUGUAGCCAACUUGCUAGAGCAAGAAUUCUCUGAUAACUUUAAAGUGUCUUGUUUACACCUUACUUUGAAAUUACUCAACGAAUUUAGGGAGAACUUGCAAGAGCUCCCUAGUAAUGUAGAGAUAUUUGCUGAUGUAGAUAAGUAUUUAGGUCAAAUCUCUAUGGAAUUUUAUCCAGAUUUAGUUAAGAGAGAGUACAAAGAGUUCUGUGAUAGUUUUAGUAAAAUGAAAUCAGAAAGGAGAUUGCAGCACUUGGUGAUGGAGCAGAAAAAGCCUAAGGCUUUGAGGUUAUAUGAACCCAAGAUUGAAGAAGUAUAUGAUGGAAAAAGGCAUAAAAUGCAAUCUAAAGAAAAGGCCGAAAGGGCUAAACUUAUGCAUAAACUUAAGAAGGAAACCAAGGGUGCCAUCAGGGAAAUCAGGAGGGACAAGUCGUUUCUGGGAAGGGUUAAAAUUACCCAACAGAUUCAAAGUGACAAGGAGAGAACUGAAAAAGUCAAGAGAAUUUACUCAGAAGCGGCAAACCAGCAAAGUGAACUCAACGCCCUGGACAGACAAAAGAAACGAAAAAAAUAAUCUUUUAAUUGUAAAUAUAUUUUUAAGAUCAACAAUAAAUCGAUUAAUUCACGUUA
Anthonomus grandis grandis is the source of this 2831-nucleotide messenger RNA. Its product is annotated as nucleolar protein 14 homolog. The record is from RefSeq and is a predicted model, not a curated record. The transcript has 3 exons. Bases 172 to 2775 code for a protein of 867 amino acids. NCBI's taxonomy places the organism in Eukaryota, Metazoa, Arthropoda, Insecta, Coleoptera, Curculionidae. Gene Ontology annotation, cellular component: small-subunit processome; nucleolus; Noc4p-Nop14p complex. Gene Ontology annotation, biological process: maturation of SSU-rRNA.